Doryrhamphus excisus (bluestripe pipefish) is the source of this 6451-nucleotide messenger RNA. The record is from RefSeq and is a predicted model, not a curated record. NCBI's taxonomy places the organism in Eukaryota, Metazoa, Chordata, Actinopteri, Syngnathiformes, Syngnathidae.
CACGGUGAUGGAACCAUAACACGGUGAUGGAACCAUAACACGGUGAUGGUAGCAGGCCUCUUGGAGACAGUCUGAAGCAGGUGUAGACAAACACGGCUCAUUGGCAUUAAAGCUACAGGCACGCAAAAUGGCGCCCCCUUUAAAUGACCGUCUAAAGUCCACGUCUUGGUCGUCAGAGGGGGUGAUGUGGUGUGGAAUAGUGACAUGUUUUAUAAACAUAUCAAACGCCACAAAAGAAAGAGGACUCGUCUUGGAUGUCGCGGUCCCACGGUGCCUCUAUGAUGACAUGACACGCCAUACGUCCACCGUCAUGACACAUGUCAUUCACGUUCCAGCCGCUAGAUGGUGCUUGGACACAGAGUGCCGGUGUGAGGCACAUUAGCUGAAGACAGGAAGUACCUGUGUGUAUAUAUGUUGGCUAGUUGCAAGCUGGAAUAAGUACAGCGAGUUCUUAAUGUUGUUGGUCUUAACGUUUGACGGAAACAAAGCAUCCACGUGACAACAAACCUCAGCAGGAAGACAAUUGCGGAAGCGAGUCGCGUCGUCCACACGACUGCAUUACCCACAAUGCACCGUCACGGGUAAAGUUGCCGCACCUUCCACGGGAGGGGUUAGCUACCGCUUCCCCGGUCAUCCCCACCACUCAGCGGGGAAGAAGCCGCCGGCAGACGGCCAGCUAAGCGAGCGUCAAGGGAGAAGCGAAGUUCCGGCGUCGAUCACCGUCGCGAAAGGCGGCCAGUCUCGCCUCACCGGAUCCUUCCCGGCGGCUUGCGGCGGCAGCAACAGGGCGCCAGAGCCGAGCGAGAUGUCAGCGGCGGCUCCGACCUCCAGCCUCGAAGGGAAUUACCGACGAACCGCCACGCCGAGUCCCACCGCCGGCGCCGGCAGCAGCAGCAGCGGGAGAGGAUGCGAAUGGUGACCGGGCGGAGGAGUCAGCCCCAACGGAGAGGAUGUAGCGGCACCGCGGUAUUUCUUGCGCCUCCAACUAACGUUAGAAGAGUAGUAGAGGAUAGAUAGCCGAGGAGCUAGCUGCUUCACUAACAUUCAUGACAUAAAGUUGCUCCCGGAGUGUGGAAGCCGAGCCGGGGGAGGAGUUGGACAUCAAGAUGCUACGAAGAAGACUCAACCGACUGCUGAAAGGCGAGGAACGAAGAGGAGACAGCAGGACCAUCUACGUGGGUCAUCGGCCACAUUCCGCCAGCGAGCCUUUCAUCCCGCCAAAGUUUUGUGACAACAGGAUUGUGUCAUCCAAGUACACCGUGUGGAACUUUUUACCAAAGAACCUGUUUGAACAGUUCAGAAGAAUUGCCAAUUUCUACUUCCUCAUCAUCUUCCUGGUGCAGGUGAUAGUGGACACGCCCACCAGCCCAGUCACCAGUGGCCUACCUUUAUGUUUUGUGAUUACCGUGACAGCCAUCAAGCAGGGCUACGAGGACUGGCUGCGGCACAAAGCCGACAACGAGGUCAACAAGUACCCGGUGGUGGUGCUGGAAAGAGGUCGCAGGCUCCGGAAGGACAGCGAGAAGAUCAAGGUGGGCGAUGUUUUGCAGGUGAAGGAAGACGAGACCUUUCCCUGUGAUCUGAUCCUGCUCCAGUCCAGCAGAGACGACAACACCUGCUUUGUUACCACUGCUAGUCUGGAUGGAGAGUCCAACCACAAAACGCAUUACACGGUUCCAGACAUGGAGGAUCUGGAGUCCCUCAGUGCCACCAUCGAGUGUGAGCAGCCCCAGCCCGACCUUUACAAGUUCGUGGGGCGUAUGCACAUCUACAAAAGCAAUCAGGAGCCUGCGGUGAGGUCUUUGGGCCCUGAGAACCUGUUGCUGAAAGGGGCGACCCUAAAGAACACCGAGAAGGUGUCGGGUGUGGCCGUGUACACCGGCAUGGAGACCAAGAUGGCUCUCAACUAUCAGGGCAAGUCUCAGAAGCGUUCAGCCGUGGAGAAGUCCAUCAAUGCCUUCCUGUUGGUUUACCUCUGCAUACUGGUGAGCAAGGCACUGGUGUGCACCACGCUCAAGUAUGUCUGGCAGAACACGCCUGGCCAGGAUGAGCCUUGGUACAACCAGAAAACCCAGAAAGAGAAGGACACCAACCUGUACCUGAGGAUGUUCACGGACUUCCUGUCCUUCAUGGUGCUCUUCAACUUCAUCAUUCCCGUGUCCAUGUAUGUGACGGUUGAGAUGCAGAAGUUUUUGGGAUCCUUCUUCAUCGGCUGGGACAAGGACUUUUUCGACCCAGAAAUCCAGGAAGGGGCGCUGGUCAACACCUCCGACCUCAAUGAGGAACUCGGACAGGUGGAGUACGUGUUCACAGACAAGACGGGCACCCUCACUCAGAACAACAUGGAGUUCAUCGAGUGCUGCAUCGACGGGAUCCAGUACAAGCACCGCCGCCGGGACUCCCAGGUGGACGGAUCGGAUGCCACAGACGGGCCCGUGAGCGUAAUGAAGCAAAAAGCUGGCAAGGAUCGUGAGGAGCUGUUCCUGCGCGCCCUUUGCCUGUGCCACACGGUCCAGGUGAAGGAGUCCCCCGAGCGGGGUCAUCCACCAGAAACCAGACCGGCCGACCAGGUGGACUGCCUACGAAUAGACGGAAACGGUCCGGAGCGACCCGGCGACCAGAUGGGCUUCAUCGCGUCCUCGCCGGACGAGGUGGCCCUGGUCAAGGGGGCCAUGAGGUACGGGUUCACAUUUCUGGGUCUGGAAAGCAAAGCCAUGAAGAUCCUGAACAGCAGCAAUGAAAUCGAAGUCUACGAGCUGCUUCACGUGCUGAACUUUGACCCCGUGAGAAGGAGAAUGAGUGUCAUUGUCAGAUGCAAAUCAGGUGAUAUUCUUCUCUUCUGCAAGGGAGCAGACUCCUCCAUCUUCCCCCGUGUCAAGCCGGACGAAGUGGAAAGGAUCCGUGUGCACGUGGACCGGAACGCAAAGGAGGGCUACAGGACGCUGUGUGUGGCUUACAAGCGUCUCAGCAAGGAGGAGUACGCCCAGGCGGACGCGGGGCUGAGGGACGCCAGGCUGGCCCUGCAGGACAGAGAGGAGAAGCUGAUGGCCGUUUAUAACGAGGUGGAGACCGGCAUGAGCCUCAUCGGUGCCACUGCUGUGGAGGAUCGGCUCCAGGAGGAAGCCGCGGAGACCAUGGAGGCGCUGCAAGGGGCCGGCAUCAAGAUCUGGGUGUUGACGGGGGACAAAAUGGAGACGGCCAAGUCCACCUGUCUGGCCUGUCGGCUGUUCCAGAGGAGCACGGAGCUGUUGGAGCUGACGGUGCGCGCUCUUGAAGGAGGAGGUCGGAAGCGUGAGGAGCGGCUGCACGAGCUCUUGCUGGAGUAUCACAAGAAAGCCGUGCAGGAGGCGCCGCUCUUGGAGGCCGCCGGCAGUCGCAGGAACUGGUCCCUCCCAGACCACGACUAUGGUUUGAUUAUUGACGGAGCCACGCUGUCCAUGGUGCUCAACUCCAGCGAUUCCAACUCCAGCCACUACAGGAACCUCUUCCUCCAGAUCUGUCAGAACUGCACCGCCGUGCUGUGCUGCCGCAUGGCGCCGCUGCAGAAGGCCCAGAUCGUGAAACUGGUGAAGCACUCCAAGGGCAACCCCAUCACCCUCUCCAUCGGCGAUGGCGCCAAUGACGUCAGCAUGAUUUUGGAAGCUCACGUUGGCAUCGGCAUCAAGGGUAAAGAAGGUCGCCAGGCGGUGAGGAACAGCGACUACGCCAUUCCCAAACUCAAACACCUGAAGAAGCUCCUGCUGGCGCACGGACACCUCUACUACGUCCGCAUCGCUCACCUGGUGCAGUACUUCUUCUACAAGAACCUUUGCUUCAUCUUACCUCAGUUUUUGUACCAGUUCUUCUGUGGAUAUUCCCAGCAGCCCCUCUUUGAUGCAGCCUAUCUGACGAUGUACAACAUCUGCUUCACCUCCAUGCCCAUCCUGGCGUACAGCCUGUUGGAGCAGCACAUCUGCAUGGAGGCCCUGCUGAGCAACGCCCCCCUCUACAGAGAGAUCCACAAGAACGCCAUGCUGCGAUGGAGACCCUUCCUGUACUGGACCUUGCUGGGAGUCUUCCACGGCUUGGUCUUCUUCUUUGGUGUGCAGUGCCUCUUCAGGAACUCUGCCCUGCAGGAUGACGGACAGGUUUAUGGAAACUGGGCUUACGGCACAAUCAUCUUCACUGUCCUGGUCUUCACUGUCACGCUAAAGCUUGCUCUGGACACUCGCCACUGGACAUGGAUCAACCACUUUGUCAUAUGGGGGUCUCUCGCUUUUUACAUGCUCUUCAGCUUCUUCUGGGGAGGAAUCAUAUGGCCCUUCCUUCGCCAGCAGCGUCUGUACUUCGUGUUUGCCACCAUGCUGAGCUCCGUGUCGGCCUGGCUGGUGGUCAUCCUUCUGGUGGUGCUCAGCCUGCUGCCCGAGAUCCUUCUGGCCGUGUUGCACAAGCCCCGCGACCCCCUGGCUCAGCAGAUGAAGCACCGCCUUCCUUCCUCGGGGACUUCUACUAUCUUCAUGCUGUCGCAGACCGCUAGCACGCACAGCUUCUCAUGGACUGACUGAGGAUGCAGACGUGGUGACCGUCUCCUACAUGCAGCUCUUGGCACGCCACUGAAGAGCAGGAAACACUCACGGCGACCGCGGCGGCGGCGGCCACAUUCAGGGUUCCAUGCCAGUCAGGUCAGACGUGCCUGAUCGUCACGGAGGAGGCCGAGCAGCUGCUCCGACUCCGGCUUUUUUCCCCCGUCCCAAUGACGCUCCUUCCUCACGGCCCACGCAUGCCUGCACAGCCGUGCCCCGCAUUGUUCCAUUUUUCCAUAUCUACUCAGAUGACGGACAUGUACUCUAUGUCUUUUACACAGCUGCCUUCUAUCAAGCUACCGUCCACUCGCGCUGCAUGAGGAGAACGUAGUUCUUACAGGAAAGGUCCACUCUUAUGGGGGAACUCUGACCAUCGUCCACAGUCCUCUUCUCUUUUCCGUGCCUCCUAAAGACACACUUUUUACCUCUUUGUAUACCUUUAGAAGGCACAGAAAAGAGAAAUGUGUCUUCAUGUCUGACAUCAGGAUUGUGGAAGAUGGACAACAUUCCAAAACAAAGUGCACUGUUCCUUUAAGACACCGUGCCAGUCCAAGGUCUGUUAAAUCGUUCUAUAUGUGUUUCCAUUUUUGAAAGUUAACAUUCAGUCUGAUUUGUGUGAGAACCAAACACAAAGCUUGUGAUAGCCACUUCCCCCUUGUGGGCCAAAAACGAGCUCCCAACUAACUGUGUUGCUUGUCGGUUUUCCAAACCAAAUGUCACUGUGCUCAGUGGAGCGUCGGAGCAUCCCUGGUUUCAUCUUAUGGUUUAUGUCAUGGAUGUUAAGUACAAAUACGUGUGUCAACGAGACACCGAUGUUUGUGUGGAUAUUUUCACCUGUGGCCACUUUACCUGUGAUCUCGUCAGAAUGUAUUGGCAGCUUUACUCACAGCGCCGGUCAAAGGUUUGGAGACGUUCCCUCAUUCAAUAGCACCACAACGUGUCCCUAAACUUUUGACUUGGCGCCGGCCAUAUGUCAUUUAAGUUGGAGUACCUGGAGAUGUGAUCCGUCAUCACGACAGACUUCAAACCCUGUACUGUGUAUUUGACGGGGUGGGUAAGCUGCGGCCCCCGGACCUUGCAUGGCACAUGAGAGCCUUUCAUCUGGCCCACCAUGCAAUUCCAAACCAAACCAGACCUCAGGAGUUCUUUGAUAGUCCAACAUAGUCAACACGGCACCAGUCAAACGUUUGAUACGCCUUCUCGCUCGCUAGCAUGAACAUGUCUCCAAACUUGGGACCGGUCUAUGGUCUAUUGCUAAAGAUUAGUUAGCCGUAUUUUCAUAUAAGAGUAUUUGGUCUGGCCCGUUGCUGCGGCUCGUUCUACGACGUUCCUGUGAGAAUAAACGCUUGGAGCACUCCUGCACUAAUGAUGAAGCUAAAGCACCAAGGCAAAAGGUGCACAAUACCACAUACACACCAUGCACUAAAGGGUAUCCGUGGAUCCUCUUAUUAUUAUUAUUAUUAUUAUUAUUUAGCUGAAGAUGCGUGUCAUAUCCUAUCAUACGAGGCCCACUGAGGCGCUUCCUGUGUUGCUUUACAUACAUUCCAUUCAAUCAUGAAAGACGCCUACAUGGUGGACACGUUUAUGUUGGCUGGUGGUCUUCACCCGCCCAAGAAAGGAUGUGACCUCCAGACGCCAUGGUUCUCCAGCCUUUAAGCGGCAUCAGAGAUGCUUCCUGGAGUCAACUUCACAGAGUGGAUUGUAUUUCUAACCUUUUCCAGUCACUUUUUCUAUGUACCAAAAAGCAGAAGGGUUCUUGUCCCGGUUCCUCUUUGGGACACGCUACCGUCUCAAGACCCUUUUUUUGACUCGCCAGCCUCUCAGCUGAAUGUACUGAAAUUCUAUUUCUAUUUAAAGUUUCUGUAAUAAUAAAAAGCAUUUUCAAGAAA